GGCUGGGGUGAGAUGCGUGGGGCUCAGCCUCCCUUGCACCCCCUUCCAGGUGCGGCACCGCCAGUCGGGGCAGAUCAUGGUGCUGAAGAUGAACAAGCUGACCAGCAACCGGAGCAACAUGCUACGGGAGGUGCAGUUGAUGAACCGCCUCUCGCACCCCAACAUCCUCAGGUUCAUGGGGGUGUGUGUGCACCAGGGACAGCUGCACGCCCUGACAGAGUACAUCAACGGUGGGAAUCUGGAGCAGCUGCUGGACAGCCCCGUGCCCCUCUCCUGGUCCGUGCGUGUCAAGCUGGCCCUCGACAUUGCCUGUGGCCUACACUACCUGCACUCCAAGGGCAUCUUCCACCGUGACCUCACUUCCAAGAACUGCCUGGUACGCUGUGAGGACAAUGGCUACACAGCUGUGGUGGGUGACUUUGGCUUGGCGGAGAAGAUCCCGAUGUACAGUGAGGACAGUGAGAAGGAACCUCUGGCAGUGGUGGGCUCCCCGUACUGGAUGGCACCUGAGGUGUUGCGAGGGGAGAUCUACGAUGAGAAGGCCGAUGUGUUUUCCUACGGUAUCGUGCUGUGCGAGACCAUCGCUCGCAUCCCUGCUGACCCUGACUACCUGCCCCGCACUGAGGACUUUGGCCUGGACAUCAUCAAUUUCAGCACCAUGGUGGAAAUUGACUGCCCGGUGUCCUUCCUCCAGCUUGCUUUCCACUGCUGCAGUAUGGACCCCGCCUCACGCCCCUCAUUCCUGGAAAUCACACUGUGCCUGGAGAGCAUCUUGCACCAGCUGGACGGUGACGACGCAGGAGUUACCCUCUUUGACAGUGGGGAGAGCCUGCCCACACCUGGGAUGGCAGCCACGCUCAACGGGGUGGCCGGGAACGCAUCCAGCCAUGCUGAGCAGUCACCCCUGCAUGAGCUGGGGACACAGCACCUGCAGCCAGACCAGCGCCUGUCCCGCAGCCAGUCUGAUGUGUUUUCCUCCAAAUCACCUGCCUUGCUGUGGAUGCCGGAGACUUGUGGUGGGACCAGGACCAAGGAAACGUCCCCUCGUGUCAAUCCCUUCUCCCAGCGUGAGGACCUGAAGGGGGGAAAGAUCAAGCUCUUCGACACACCGAGCAAGUCCGUCAUCUCACUCACAUUUGACCUGCCGCCCCCCACCUCCUUCCAACCUACCACCCCUGUGACGCCCGAGCCCGCCAUAGAGAUGGAGUGCGACUUCUCAAGCCCCACCACUGCCCCCCGCAAGUGCCAAUCACUGCCCGCCUCCCCUGAGCUGCCCCACCGGGGGAGCCUGGCAAUGAGUGUGGGGUCUCCCUCUCCUUCCUAUGAUCCCCAGAUCCCUACUCUCCUUCCCUCCCCUGCUUUGGGGCAGCUCCUCAACAACAACCAUGUGGUGGUUAGCAAGCCCUUGCCCUGGGGUAACAGGCUGGAGCACGGAUUCUCCGAGCUCAGCAUCCCCUGCGUUGCGGCUCUAGAGCAGACGGAGCGUGCUGCCAUGCUCCCCGGGCACAGCUCUGGCGUUGUGCUGGAGCAGGACGAGGUGCUGCCCUGCCCGGGCUGCUGCCUGAUCCCCUUCAGUAUAGCCUCCGUCUGCCACCGGCCGGCACCCAAAUACCAAAACCUCAACUACGAAGCCAAGAGCCUUCUCUAUCACGAUGGGGACCACCACCAGAAAGCCCCAGAGCUGGCACUGGUGGAGCCCAGCUUGAAGCUGCCGGAAGCUCAGUCCUAG
This is a messenger RNA of Apaloderma vittatum (bar-tailed trogon), 1729 nucleotides long. RefSeq names its product testis-specific kinase 1 (gene TESK1). Gene Ontology annotation, molecular function: ATP binding; protein serine/threonine kinase activity. The transcript is spliced from 10 exons. Gene Ontology annotation, cellular component: cytoplasm; nucleus. The annotation marks the transcript as partial. The record is from RefSeq and is a predicted model, not a curated record. Lineage: Eukaryota; Metazoa; Chordata; Aves; Trogoniformes; Trogonidae. Gene Ontology annotation, biological process: protein phosphorylation; actin cytoskeleton organization; positive regulation of stress fiber assembly.